AGUGGUGAGGUCUUGUGUGGAGGCCAGGAUGGCAGAGGACCAAGAGUUCACCCAGGUCUGCAAGUUGCCUCCACAGUCCUCACACCCACAUUGCAUCAACAACACCUACCGGAGUGCACAGCACUCCCAGGCCCUGCUGCGUGGCCUGCUGGCCCUGCGUGACAGUGGGAUUCUUUUUGAUGUUGUUUUGGUGGUGGAAGGGAAACACAUCGAGGCUCACCGCAUCCUGCUGGCUGCAUCCUGCGAUUACUUCAGAGGCAUGUUUGCUGGGGGACUGAAAGAGAUGGAGCAGGAGGAGGUGCUGAUCCACGGCGUGUCCUAUAAUGCUAUGUGCCAGAUCCUGCAUUUUAUAUACACCUCUGAGCUUGAGCUCAGCCUGAGCAACGUGCAGGAAACAUUGGUGGCUGCCUGCCAACUUCAGAUCCCAGAAAUUAUACACUUUUGCUGUGACUUCCUCAUGUCCUGGGUGGAUGAGGAAAACAUCCUUGACGUGUAUCGGCUAGCAGAGCUAUUUGAUUUGAGCCACCUGACCGAGCAGCUGGACACCUACAUCCUCAAGAACUUUGUGGCCUUCUCACGGACUGACAAGUACCGCCAGCUCCCCCUGGAGAAGGUCUACUCCCUUCUCAGCAGCAACCGCCUAGAAGUCUCCUGUGAGACCGAAGUCUACGAGGGUGCCCUGCUCUAUCAUUAUACCCCUGAGCAGGUGCAGGCUGACCAGGUUAUGCUUCAUGAACUUCCCAAACUCCUGGAGACUGUGCGGUUCCCGCUGAUGGAACCCGAGGUCCUACAGCGGCUCCACGACAAGCUGGGUCCCAGCCCACUACGAGAUAUAGUGGCCAAUGCCCUCCUGUACCACCGGAAUGAGAGUUUGCAGCCCAGCCUGCAGAGUCCUCAGACAGAGUUGCGUUCAGACGUCCAGUGUGUUGUUGGCUUUGGGGGCAUUCAUUCCACACCCUCCACGGUCCUCAGCGACCAAGCAAAGUACCUGAACCCCCUAUUAGGAGAAUGGAAGCACUUCACUGCCUCCCUGGCGCCUCGGAUGUCCAACCAAGGCAUUGCGGUCCUGAACAACUUUGUGUACUUGAUCGGAGGGGACAACAAUGUCCAGGGAUUUCGUGCUGAGUCCCGGUGCUGGAGGUAUGACCCGAGGCACAGUCGGUGGUUUCAGAUCCAGUCCCUGCAGCAGGAGCAUGCCGACCUGUGUGUGUGUGUCGUGGGGAGGUACAUCUACGCUGUAGCAGGCCGCGACUACCACAAUGACCUAAGUGCUGUGGAGCGCUACGAUCCUGCCACCAACUCCUGGGCCUACGUGGCCCCACUCAAAAGGGAGGUAUAUGCCCAUGCUGGUGCAGCGCUAGAGGGGAAGAUGUACGUCACCUGUGGCCGAAGAGGAGAGGACUACCUGAGGGAGACUCACUGCUAUGACCCGGGCAGCAAUGCCUGGCACAACCUGGCAGAUGGGCCAGUGCGGCGGGCCUGGCAUGGCAUGGCUACCCUCCUCAACAAGCUGUAUGUCAUCGGGGGCAGCAACAAUGAUGCAGGCUACAGAAGGGAUGUGCACCAGGUAGCCUGCUUCAGCUGCACAUCUGGCCAGUGGUCAUCAGUCUGCCCACUCCCAGCUGGGCAUGGUGAGCCUGGCAUGGCCGUGCUGGACAACAGAAUCUACGUGCUGGGUGGUCGCUCACAUAACCGUGGCAGCCGCACAGGCUAUGUGCACAUAUACGAUGCAGAGAAGGACUGCUGGGAGGAGGGGCCACAAUUGGACAAUUGUAUUUCGGGGCUGGCUGCCUGUGUGCUCACCCUGCCCCGCUCCCUGCUUCUCGAGCCACCCCGAGGAACACCCGACUGGAAUCCCGACCGCAGCCAGGCCGACCCAGACUUUGCCUCGGAGGUGAUGAGUGUGUCUGACUGGGAGGAGUUUGACAACUCCAGUGAGGACUAGGCUCC
Molecule: messenger RNA, 1950 nt
Organism: Chrysochloris asiatica (Cape golden mole)
Lineage: Eukaryota; Metazoa; Chordata; Mammalia; Afrosoricida; Chrysochloridae
Gene: KLHL22
Product: kelch-like family member 22
Exons: 6
Coding region: 29-1945 (638 amino acids)
Biological process (GO): cell division; positive regulation of TORC1 signaling; proteasome-mediated ubiquitin-dependent protein catabolic process
Cellular component (GO): Cul3-RING ubiquitin ligase complex; polar microtubule; cytosol
Molecular function (GO): protein binding
Source: RefSeq, a predicted model, not a curated record